This is a messenger RNA of Westerdykella ornata, 807 nucleotides long. RefSeq lists its product as uncharacterized. The coding region runs from base 1 to 807 and encodes 268 amino acids. The record is from RefSeq and is a predicted model, not a curated record. The transcript has a single exon. Lineage: Eukaryota; Fungi; Ascomycota; Dothideomycetes; Pleosporales; Sporormiaceae.
AUGGAUCUGCACGCCCUGGAUCGGCUAAUAUCCCGUCUUCCCGUACCUUGGAGCAAUGCUUUGGAGCCAUUUCUCGACGGAUACAAGAUGAUGCCCCAGGAAUUUGCUCGUCUUCAAGCAGAUCUCUGCCCGGGAAGUCCAGUCUCCGACACAACGGUCUCUAAUUACAUCCAUGUCAUGAAGAAUACGCUCCCGAGUAUUUGCUAUAACCUUGUCGCUUACAUAGACCCGGUCAAUGUGACAUGCUUUCUGCAGGAUCGGUCCGACAACCCCGGAAAACAUGUUCUUCAAGAACUGGCAGCACGGCCUCUAGCAAGUCAUAUAUUCUGGCCCAUCCAUGAGCGCGACGGAAAGUGGAGUCUCGUGCAUGUUUGCCUCAAAACUCGACUUGUAUCCUACCACACGCCUCACCCUUCUGAUUCGCCCAGCAGCAAGGGUGCUGAGGAUGCUACGGGGAAGAUCCUCCAAUUCCUUGAUCGGUAUUAUAAACAGAGCACGAAGGAUAGGAAACCUUUCUCCGAAUGGGCCAGGCAUCCCUAUCGCAAUCUCUACUGCAAAGGACGCAGCGGCCCAAGUAUCUUUCCGGCAGGAUCCCAUGAUAGUGGGAUAUGGGUCAUGCUCCUGAUGCGCCGUCUUCCCGAUGAUGACCAAUGGUGGCCAGUGGGAUAUGGUGUAGAAGAGGAAGAGGGCUAUGGUGAGGUGUUUACAGCCGUCGUAGGUGAGCGUAUGAGAUUCAGGAUCGCGGCCGAGCUUAUCGCGGGAACCGUAAAUCCCAAAAUUGACUGCAUUCCGGAUUGGCUGAAAUGA